AGGAGGAGGAGAGAAGCGGAGGGAGGGAGCGAGCGAGCGAGAGAGAGAGAAAGUGAGAGGGAGAGCGGCGGCAGUAUGUGAAGCUGCAGCAGUCUGGAGAUAAAGCCGUUCUCUCUGCCUGCCGGUGUCUACGAGCGAACAGGGGCUGGAACAGAGGAGAGAAGCCAGCGAGGGAGGGAGGAACACAGGCUGCCUGCAGCUGCCGGGGCCCCCGGCUUCCCCUGGAAUUACAGGCCUCGAGACACACAUGCAUACAACACACACGCACACACAGACACACACACGCACACACAUAUUGUAGGAAGGCUCACACUCAGCUGAUCAAAUGAUCGCCCUUCCCUGCAGCCACACAGUGUCUUUCUGACACACACACACACACACUCGUACGCUCACACACAUGUCUGGGGAGUACCGUAUCAAUUGGAUCAAUUUAGCCAAGCCUGCCUGAUGGAACUGUGCUUUCCCUUCAACCGGAGCCAUCCUCUACUCUUCUCCUUCUCCUCCUUCUCCUCUUCCGACAAUCUCGUUUUUUAACCAUGGAGUGUGGUACAACAGAACCUACCCCCAGCCCCAGCCUCAGCCUUUUCCCGUGGUGUGCGUGAAUGUAGGCUGGUUCCAGUGAAGACAGCACGGGACGGAGAGAGACCCAGCCUUGCCCAGACCAGCCCAGCCUCCUGGCUAAUUAGAUUCCGCAGACCAGACCAGGCGGGAGGAAAAAAAGAGAGAAAAGAGGGCUUCUUGUCUGUCUGUCCGUCUGUGACACAACACACUCUGCCUGUGGAAUAUGCCGUGCCCUUGCCAACUGUGGAUACUGUCCUAGCUAGCGACGUGGCGCUACGCUGCAGAGAGGAGGCAAACACCAGUCUGAAAGACUGCAGAUUGCUACGAGGACUCUGGAUUUGGUGAUUGGACGGAAACGAUCAAAGCCGGUAUCCAGGGGAGAGGCACGUGAAAUUGGGCUGUCUGGGUUGGUGAGAGGGGGGUUCAUCCAACUCUGAAAUAACAGGAUCAUUACUGACAGUUCGAUGCUAGCAUUCAUGCUAUGCUACAUGUAGCAACCUGUAUGUGUCUGUAUGCGAGGCAUCAAGCCUCCUGUUAUCUCUGAUGCUACGAUGUAUUCACGCGACCACAGUUUCCUCUUAUGUGCUGCUCUGACUCAAGGUGGCUUGAAAGUUGAUCCAACGUCAAUCUUACGUUAUUCCAACAUCGGUUGACGGUCGUUUUCACGUUGACCCAGGAGGGGUUCCUCAUAUCUGAAGCCCCAGCGACUCCUCGGAGGAGAUGAGCCAGAACCCACGUGAGAACCUGCUCUGAACGUCACAGCACACUUCGACUCAACAGGCAGGAAGAAUCAUGUUCCUGAGAGAGAGAUUGUAAGGUGUACAGUUGGGGGCGGCAAUGACAUGUGCCUUGAUUGAGUUUGGAACAAGCUGAUGGUGGAUUGGCUGACUGCGCGUUAUCCUCCCGCCCACUGACAAUCUGGGUCCUAGCAUGCUGCCUUGGCAGAAUGAGACACCCGCGCUACUACAGAGGCUUCGACGCGACCGCGACCACAACCACUGCUGCUGCUCCCACCAGGGCUGCAGCUAAACCUGCUCCCUCUGCCAUAAGAUUCACACAGAGCAAGUACUAUCCAUACUCUAUGAACCUGGAUCGCUGAAGGGAAGUACGAGGGCCGUGUGGGCAACACUUGGAUUACAGCAGCGCACAGAGCAACAGGGUACACGGCAUCCAAAACAUCGUGGCUUGUGACUGAGCGCGUGCGCACGGCAGCUUUCCUCCUGUACGUGUGACUCACUCCAUGGAGCUUCACAGCCUGAGAACCAGGGGGAUGAGACGACCAGUGACUCCCAACAUCAUCAUCAACCCUAAUCAGCAUCAUCAGCAUUGUUUUGGUCCUUGCUGGGGCUCCAGGGGCGACGCACAGUGAGUGAGCGUGACCACUACUGAAUGGGCUGAAAAGGACGGGCACGUUCCCACUCAGUCUCUCCCUCUGGUCAACUUCCUGUCUUUCUGCUGUACUGCUAUUACUCCACCUGUCAAGGCCAAGAGGGACAUCAACCCCCCCCCCCCACCACACACACACACACAUCCCACCAGACCUGUACACAUCCAGACCUGGUUCUAUUUUUCUUCCCUGCUGUGCUGACAGAACGCUUGUCCUUGACGUGACUGGAGCACCUCUGGGACCCGCCUGUCCCUCUCCUCAGCGGAACAAGGGAGCGACUGAAGAGGCGGUGCACAGGUGGAGGAGGGGAGGGGGCUGCAGAGGGCGAGCGAGCGGGGCGGUCCACAGCAGUGCCUGAGCUGUGAAGCGAGGGGGGGAACGAACUGCUGCAGCGAGAGAGAGAGAGAGACAGAGACAGAGGGGGGGGAGACAGAGAGAAAGAAGGAGAGCUGGAGGAGGAUAGCCUGCAGACAGAGCUGUGACACGCAAGCCGGCGGCCGCAGUGGUCCUUUCACCCUCAGAGCGGACCUGUCUUACUGACCUCUCUGUGUCCCACUGCCUGUCUUCACCCUCAGAGCGGACCUGUCUCACUGACCUCUCUGUGUCCCACUGCCUGUCUUCACCCUCAGAGCGGACUUGUCUCACUGACCUCUCUGUGUCCCACUGCCUGUCUUCACCCACCGCCGUCAGCCUGCUGGAGAUAUUGACCGGCGCUAAGCCUAAUAGGACAGCGGCACACGCCAACACUAACUUGACUGGACAGCAGUCAGGUGUCAUAUAGGGUCUCUGUAUCUUCCGGAUCCCACUCUUGUGGUGAACUGCCAGUCCCUCGCUCCCAGGUCCUCUCUUUCCCUCCCGUGUUGUCCCCGUGUCGUCGUCCUUGACAUGGGGAGCUCUCUGGGGUGUGUGAGACCUCCCCGGGAGGCCGGCUCUGGCGCCGCUGCUCCCCUCUCCCCAAAAAGACGCCUCCGCUUCCGGCGGAAACGCAAAGGAAAGAGGCGCUCGAAGGGAGCGACGGAGGAAGAGCAGGAGGAGCGAGAGGGAAGCUGCAGGCUAGGAGAGGAGGAAGAGGAGGAGGAGGAGGAGAAUGAAGAGAGGGCUACUGUCACUGACACGGGGCUCUCGGCCUAUGACAGUACUAGUGACUCGGUAAACAAACUCACCAGCCACUCCUCAGUGCCUCUCUCCACAGCCAACCCCCCCAGCGCUCUGCUUACUGACUCUGUCAGUGCCAGCAUGGGGGGGUUGGGGGGCAGCCGGAUCUUGGAACUUUCCCCUGAGCCCAGCCCUACGUGGAGGGGGCGCUUCUACCAGCCUGAGGAGCAGGGAGGGGGCGGCACCAGCAGCCCUCUCGGAACCACCAUGUCCACCUCCAGCAGCCAGGGGGGGGCUCCCGGCCAGACACACAGCCCAGCCCCAGAUGAACUGCCCCUGGGAAGCACCACUCCAGGAGGGGGGAGAGUGUGCCGCGUCCGGGAGAAGGUCCAGGGAGUUCUGGAGAGACCCUGGAUCCUCCGGCCCAAGAAGGAGGAGAAACAAAGCGAGGAACCGGAGGAUGGAGGAGGAGGAGGACAUUUGGCCACAGACACGGCCACGAAAAGAGAGCACAAAGGGGUGGUCCAUAUCCGCGAGGCGGGGGGCAAGCUGUGUGUGGUGCGGACAGUCUACCCCAGUGACUAUGGCUCCCCCGUUUGGAGGGGGGGGAGUGACAGUGAGAUCGAAGUGCGUGCGGAACCACCCACCCCUUCCCCCGUGACGGGGAACAUCCUCAAAGUCCAGCUCAUUGAGGAGGACCAACGCAGAGCCAAAAUGGCUGACUCCAGGGGAGCCAAAAUGGAAGAUACUAGCACAGCCAAAAUGGCUGCUGCUGGACUCAGCAUAACCACCAAACUCACUCUGAAAAAGGAAACUGGAACAGUGAAGGAGUUCAGUGUGGACACACCAGGGCCAGUUCAAACACCAGAGGGCCCCUCCAUCCAGGAGUCGGGCUAUGCCAGCGACUUGCCACUCACUUCCCCCGAGGCAGGGGGCGCCACUCAGAGAGACUGGGCUGGGAUAACCAGCAGCUCUUUAGAGAGAUUGGACUCAAUGGGGGAUAGCCCUCUGUCUCCUUGGGUCAAACCGCUGCCUCAGGUCAGGGUCUGGGGGUCGCUCCAUCUCUCUCUGGCUCUGACCUCUGUUCAUCUCCUAUUCCUUCUUUCUAUAAAAACCUGCUCCUCUCUCUCCUUCUCCCACCUUCUUUCUCUUUCUGCCACCGUUUUCCGUCAGAUCCCACUUCCUCCCCUUCUUUCUCUGAUUUGGAAGGGUACUAAUGUACGAGCUGCUGCCGAGUGUGUCUGUGUGUGUGUGUGUGUGUGUGUGUGUGCGUGUGCGUGUGUGUGGGAGGCUUUUAUGAAUGUUUCAACUGGUGUGUUUCUAGUCUUUAGGUGCAUGGAUGUCUGUGUGUGUUAGCUGGUGUGUGGGUGUGUUUAUAUGUUUGGAACCCUUUAUGAAUGUGUGUCUUUGUCUCGGGUGUGUAUAUUGCGCCUUUGGUCGUUGGCAAUAAUUCCACCAUUUCUGUGUGUGUGUGUGUGUCCUGUUUGACUUUAUCAGCCCUGCAGAAGGCUCUUUACUUCUUUCCAUCCUUCCUGACAUGGUCCCAGGAGCCUAAUCAACAGAGCCCAGACCAUCUCGCUCUUUCCCCCUCCCUCCCACCUUCUUCCCCAUUACGCGUUAUAUCCCGCAGGCCAUCCAAUCUCUCCCCUAGUCUCUCUUUGCACCGUCUAUGUAAACGGUGUGAGUGUUUGUGUAGAGUACUCUAUGCCCAGUAUGGGGCUGCCUGCCUGCCGGCUCUCCAGUGAUUUCCGUAACAGUAGCGGUCGAAAUAGGUGGAGGUUAUUUGUAGGGAAAGCGGGCAGAAAGCUGGGAGAAAACGGAGGGACUGAAUGGGCUCGUUACCGCUCUACAGCAGUCUGCUGUUCAUCACUAGGACCUUUUAGACUGUAGUAGUUUAAGCCCAAACCUAUCAUUAGACACAUGCGCCAUAAAUCCUGGCUGUGCAGGAGACACACUUACUGAGAGAGAGUGUGUCGGUGCGUGCCAGUCACACAGAGAGGGAUCUGAGCUUGUCUUUGGGUAUUUACAUUCUAGAG
Molecule: messenger RNA, 5079 nt
Organism: Hypomesus transpacificus
Lineage: Eukaryota; Metazoa; Chordata; Actinopteri; Osmeriformes; Osmeridae
Exons: 1
Coding region: 2834-4399 (521 amino acids)
Source: RefSeq, a predicted model, not a curated record